CAAACCUUCCCGACAACUGUAGAGUGGGAUUGUACUUUGUCCAACAAGGAAGCAAGAAAGGACCAGUCCCCCAUUAUUCAGAGAUAAUAAUCAGUGACAAUGGGGGACUGGUCAUAUCUUUCCAAGUUACUGGACAAGGUGCAGUCCCACUCAACGGCCAUUGGAAAGACAUGGAUGAGUGUCCUGUUUAUCUUCAGGAUCCUGGUUCUGGGUGCAGCAGCAGAUAGCGUGUGGGGAGACGAACAGUCGGAUUUCUACUGCAACAACAAAGAACCUGGGUGUGAGAAUGUGUGCUAUGACUGGGCCUUCCCCAUCUCACACAUCCGUUUCUGGGUCAUGCAGAUCAUCUUUGUCUCCACCCCAACUCUUCUAUAUCUGGGCCAUGCCAUGCAUGUCAUCCAACGGGAGAAUAAAAUGAGGGAGGCACUGCAGAGCCAGGUUGACAAUGGCAUGUUGAAGAGGCCCAAAUACACAGAUGACCGGGGGAAAAUCAAAAUCAAGGGAAUUCUGCUACGUAGCUACAUGACCCAGUUGUUCUUUAAGAUAGUGUUGGAGCUCGCUUUUAUUGUGGGACAGUACUACUUAUAUGGGUUUGUCAUGAAACCCAUGUUCCUCUGUCAACAACAGCCCUGUUCCAGACUGGGUGCUGAGUGCUUCAUGUCCCGUCCCACAGAGAAGACCAUCUUUAUCAUCUUCAUGCUGGUGGUGAGCUGUGUGUCCCUGCUUUUGACUGUGAUCGAGGUGUUUUAUUUGAUUUGCACCAGAAUAAAAUGUGGAAACAAGAAACAAUACCCACUGCAUAUCACCUCAGCUGAGAACCCAAUCACGCUUUACUGUCCUACAUCAGAAUGGAAAGGUAACCUGGAUGGACAUGAAGAUUGCUCACCCCUUCACAACAUCCAAAGAGAAGCUGAACUAAUGGAGGAAAAGAAAAACACUCCUUAGGUUUGCAAUAGAUUUCAUGUGAUGAUAUUCUGACAUGUGAUUUGAUGUAAUCGUAUCCAAUUAGUUGACUAGACUUCCAGUAAAUUAGGGAAACAAAUCAUUCCAGAGUGUAUUGAGUUUUGUUUGUCAAAUAGACUACCUUGUUGCUGAAUGUUGUAAAUAUUACAGCUUGUUUCUAUGCUGACACUGUGAUGACAAAUGUUUUGUAGGAUAUACAUAUCUUUGUUAAAAAUAAAAGUACUGGAAAAAGAAACGUGAAUAAUAACUCCGGACGCGUAUUCACAGGGCUUACACUAGAUGGCAGCAUAAACUUGGUGAUUGAAAUCACAUUUUACCAGCACCAGUGGUCAGACUUUGUUCCACAGAAUAGGCUAUAGUCUUAUCUAAAUGUCCAGCUCUAUGCUUAUAAACACAUGCAACACAAGUUGCCUUUCAUGUUAAAGUUUCAUAUUAUCAGUGCAACAUAAAAUCGUUAGGCGUCUUGAUGAGUUAUUCUCAUCAUGAUUAAUGUUUGACACUUUUGGUCUGUCAUUACAACUAACAAGAAAAGGUGACAGUCAAACAUGUUAAGCAACUAUCUUUGGGCUUUGAUCUACAUACAAUAGAUAUGAUCUAAAACAAUUAAAACAUACUCCUCAACUAGGCUACUGGUUUAUGGAUUGACGCACAGGACCUAUCAACGGAACGCUCUAGCCUAUCAUAUGCUGUAGACUUGGUCUCGGUGAAGCUUUUAAUUCAUAGUGAUCUGAAAAAGUUACGGUUAAUCUUGUUAUUUAAAGAAAAAAAAUCUAUGACACAAUUACAUUUAAGUAAAAAAAAAAAGAUACAGAAACCGAGCGUAAGGAG
Molecule: messenger RNA, 1791 nt
Organism: Salvelinus fontinalis (brook trout)
Lineage: Eukaryota; Metazoa; Chordata; Actinopteri; Salmoniformes; Salmonidae
Product: gap junction Cx32.2 protein-like
Exons: 2
Coding region: 100-945 (281 amino acids)
Biological process (GO): cell communication
Cellular component (GO): connexin complex
Source: RefSeq, a predicted model, not a curated record